Messenger RNA from Gossypium raimondii (Peruvian cotton), 2680 nucleotides. RefSeq lists its product as uncharacterized. The transcript is spliced from 6 exons. Lineage: Eukaryota; Viridiplantae; Streptophyta; Magnoliopsida; Malvales; Malvaceae. The record is from RefSeq and is a predicted model, not a curated record. The coding region runs from base 418 to 1770 and encodes 450 amino acids.
GUAACUAAAAAAAAUGAAUUACUUGUAUUACUGUUUAGGGUGAGAAUUUUCGCCAUCGCCGUAAAAAGAAGAGGCGGAGGAAGAAAAAGAACUAACCCAAUUGCAGGUGUGAGUUUACAGGAAUGUAUCGCAAGUCAUACCAGACACUUAGUUCCAAUGCUAAAGACAAGGGAAAUUACUUCCAGUGGUCAAGCGCAAUGGAUUGUUGCCUUGCCAAGCUACUAGCAGAGCAAAUAAGGAAAGGUAAUAAGACGGACAAUGGUUUGAACCCUGUGGCAUAUAUGGGUGCCCUAGCGGUCAUAAACAAAAAAUUUGGGCUUGACUUGACAAAAGAACAUCUAAUGAAUAGGCUAAAAACUUGGGAAAAACAGUUUGGGAUAUUAAAAGAGCUUCUUGCGCAAAGUGGAUUUAAGUGGGAUGAGAAACAAAGGAUGGUUGUUGCAGAUGCUUGUGUGUGGAAAGAUUACACCAUGGUAUAUUUCACGCACUUUGAGACAGGCACAUCCUGAUGCCAGGCAAUUCCAGGAGAGACCUAUAGACAAUUAUGAAGAGUUAUGCAUUAUUAUUGGCAAUGAUCAAGCAAUUGUGGGCUGUUUGGAAAAUGUCGAAGAAACUUAUAUGCAAUCUGCAGCCAGUGGGGAUGGUUUAGACGCUGCCAGUUCAUCUGACAUUCAUGGUGAUGACAACCAUGUCAGAAACUUGCGGUGGACUGAUGCAAUGGAUUACUAUCUAGGCAAGAGUCUUGUGGAGAAAGUGAAGGAGGGGCAUAAAAUGGGUAAUGCCUUACCAUGGGAGGCAUAUGACACUGUUCUGUCAACCUUAAACGAGAAAAUUGGGUUUGUCUUGACGAAAGAUCACAUUAGGAAUCGGCUUAAAACUUGGAAGAAGCAGUAUGGCACUUUAAGGGAUCUGUUGUCUCAUCCUGGUUUCAAAUGGGACAGAACAUGGAAGAUGAUCAUUGCAGAUGACUCAGUAUGGACCAACUAUGUAAAGGCACACCCUGAAGCAAGGACUUUCCGUGGAAGAGUUAUUGAGAACUAUGACAACUUGUGCACAAUCUUUGCCAACGAUAAUGAUGUUGCAGAGGCUGUUGAUAUCUCCCCUGUUCAGAACAGCAUGAAGGUCAAAGAUCAAGUGAAGAACAUGCGGUGGACAUAUGAGAUGGACCAAUGUCUCAGCAAGGUUCUUGCAGAGCAAGCCAAACUUGGAAAUAAGAGUAAAUCAGACAACAAACUAAGACCUGCUGCAUAUGCAGUAGCAGUUUCAGCUUUGAAUAAAAGGUUUCAGCUUGACUUGACAAAAGAUCAUAUAAGGAAUCGUCUGAAGACAUGGAAGAAACAGUACGAGAUUCUGAAGGGGCUCUUGCAUCAUGGUGACUUUGAAUGGGAUAAAACACAAACUAUGGUCAUAGCAAAUGACUCUGCAUGGAAUCAAUAUAUUAAGAGAAAUCCAGAUGCCAGGUCUUUUCGAGGACGGAUCAUAAGAAACUUAAAGGAGCUUUGUGCUAUCUUUGGUAGUGAAAAUCUGCCCGAAAGUUCUCUAAAUAGUAGUAAUGAAGAUGUAAAUUUGGUCGCAAAUAAUGAAGCUGCAGAUACAGAGGAGUUGUUUUACAAUCAGAGUGAUGCUGCAAAAGAAAAAGGGAGGUACAUAUUAUGGACUGAUGAGAUGGACCGAUGCUUAAUGGAACAGCUGGUGGAGCAAGUGAAUCUUGGAAAUAAGCUUCGAAAAGUUUUAAGCAAGUGGCGCUUAAAGCUGCUGUUUCCGUUAUAAACAAAAAGUUUUCAUUGGACUUGACAACUGAAAAUAUUAGAAACCGGCUCAGGACCUGGAAGAAACAAUACAGACUUGUGAAAGAACUCCUCUCUCAACAUGGAUUUAAAUGGGAUGAGAGACAAAAGAUGGUUAUUGCAAAUGACUCUGAAUGGCGACUGUGCAUCAAGAGAAACCCUGAAAUGAGCCGGAUACGAGGACGAGCUAUUGAUAAUUUCAACGAGUUACAUGUUAUUGUUGGCAAUGAGCAGGCGGACAGACACUUGUCCAAAGCAGGUGAUAGAGUUGUAAAUAAUAUUCAAAACGGCAAAGAGGCUGUAGAAGUACCAGUGCAGGUCAUGGUUGAUGAAGACAUGUGCGACAACAAUACUGAUGAUGACAUACAAGUUUCAUCUCAGCGGACAAUAUCUAGAUCUUCACCAUCACGUUCAGAAGAGGCAUUAAAGAGGAGGCGUAGCAGUGAUAUAAUGUUAGACGUGAUGGGUGCUAUGGCAGAAAACAUCGGGAGGAUUGCUGAUGCAUUGACAGAAAGCAAGGGGGUGAGCUUGGAUGAACUGUUCCAAAUGGUACAAUCUAUUCCGGAAUUUGAUGAUGAUCUUAUAGUUGAUGCAUGUGAGUAUCUUUCAUUUGAUGAGAAGAGGGCAGGAUGUUUAUGAAACUGGAUGAGAGGUUAAGAAAAAAGUGGUUACUAAAACGGCUAAGGGGUUAAGGUAGUUGAUCUUAAAUGCUUAUUAUUAUUUUGGUUUCAAGCAAUCAAUCUUAUAUGCUUAAUCUUUUGGUUUCAAGCCAUGCAAGGGGUAGUAUUUGGGUUAGGAAACAUGUAUAGAAAUAUUUUCACUAUGGAGAGUCUACAACAGUGGGGACUAAUAUUCUAUUCACUACCAAUGCAGGUUUUUUUUUACUCCACAAA